Messenger RNA from Anopheles maculipalpis, 2076 nucleotides. RefSeq names its product 5-hydroxytryptamine receptor-like. The coding region runs from base 37 to 2076 and encodes 679 amino acids. The record is from RefSeq and is a predicted model, not a curated record. The transcript is spliced from 5 exons. Gene Ontology annotation, cellular component: membrane. Gene Ontology annotation, biological process: adenylate cyclase-activating adrenergic receptor signaling pathway. Gene Ontology annotation, molecular function: G protein-coupled amine receptor activity. NCBI's taxonomy places the organism in Eukaryota, Metazoa, Arthropoda, Insecta, Diptera, Culicidae.
AUGUAGGUCAGUUAGUGGCGAAACGUAUGACAAACUAUGGCCCUGACGGACGGUAGACGCCCGACAAAAGAAUCACACGCCUGGACCGCUUGGCCAUGGUCCACCGCACGGGAUACGGCCCGGGUGACGCCGAGCCCGACCGGUAGCUCCACCGGUAUCGUUUCCAGCAGCACGACCACGACCACCAUUACCUCCUAUACCGCUUCACCGCCAACGGUUUCUUUCCCUGCGGCCUUCCACUCCUCCAGCACCAGCUCCAGUACUCCGUUUGGUAGCACCAGUCCGCCGAGCGUCCGAUCGCGUACUCGACUAACGACCGUGGUCGAUCAGCUGUCAUCACUUGUGUCAUCCACGGUGACCGACGCUGACGAUGGGACGGUCGGAGACCUUUCAACACCGGUGUCAUACGGGACUGGCAACCCCAUCGGCACCAGCUUCCCCGCUACCGAUACCGGAAGCGUGCAUAAUCUCACACAAACCCUCCUCUCCAACUACACCACGGUCACGGCGGACUACGGUGGUGACAUCUCCAAUGGGUCCGCGUACUCGUCGUCACCGUCGGCCAUGUCGGUGGGUGACCGGGGGUCCACCAUACCGGGGGGCCUAUCAUUGUCCCUGCCCGAUCUGCUCGAGGAGGACGAGCUGAUGGCGUUGUGGAACUGUACCAACUGUUUCUUGCUCAAUUACGGUUCGGCCGGCGGUGUCAAUAGUACGGGUAAAUACUACGCCAAUGGGACGGUGGAUCCACGGGACGUGCUACUGCCAACGGACGACGAUGAUGCGCUUGCCAGCGAGACGACAAUCUAUCUGAUACGUGUGAUCGCGACCGCCAUCGUGCUGGGAAUCGUCAUCCUUGCGACUGUUAUCGGAAAUGUUUUCGUUAUAGCGGCCAUCUUGCUGGAACGCAAUCUGCAAAGUGUAGCGAACCAUCUGAUACUGUCGUUGGCCGUGGCGGAUCUACUUGUUGCCUGUCUGGUGAUGCCGCUCGGUGCCGUGUACGAGGUGUCGAAGGAGUGGCGACUCGGAGCCGACCUGUGCGACAUGUGGACGUCGAGCGAUGUACUGUGCUGCACCGCUUCCAUCCUUCAUCUGGUAGCCAUCGCGCUGGACCGAUAUUGGGCAGUGACGGACAUUGACUACGCCCACCAGCGUACAGCCCGCCGGAUAGGCUACAUGAUCAUCAUCAUCUGGACGCUAUCGGUGCUGGUCUCGAUAGCGCCCCUGCUCGGCUGGAAAGAUCCCGAGUGGGAAACGCGUGUCUACCAGGACCUGCAGUGCAUCGUGUCGCAGGACAUCGGCUACCAGAUAUUUGCCACCGCGUCCAGCUUCUACGUGCCGCUGCUGGUCAUACUGUUCCUCUACUGGCGAAUAUUUCUCGCCGCCCGGAAACGGAUCCGUCGAAGGCAGCAGGGAAGAACAAUAGUGCAAUUGAUACCAAAACCUUUAGUAACUGCGACGCAGACGGCGAGCGGCGGCGGUAUGAUAGCGAACGUGGCCGGCGGUUCGGGCGGUAUCGCGGCGGCGGUCGUCGCCGUGAUCGGGCGACCCCUGCCCACGAUCAGCGAAACGACGACCGCCUUCACGAACGUUUCCUCCGCCAACACGAGCCCGGAGAAGGGUUCACUCGGGAACGGCAUCGAGCGGGACCGGAUCGAGAUCGAUCCGCCGACGGCGGACAUCUCGAUGGCCUACCCGUCCGGCAACCAGGCGUCCUGCUCGUCCACCCGCCCGCCCGGCUCGGCCGGGCUUGCCUCGCGCAAGAAGACUCAGUCGUCGACCGAUUCGAAGCGCGAGCGGAAGGCCGCCAAAACGCUAGCCAUCAUUACCGGCGCGUUCGUGUGCUGCUGGCUGCCGUUCUUCAUCAUCGCGAUCCUGCUGCCGACCUGCACGACCUGCAACAUCAGCCCACUGAUAACGAGCGUCUGCCUGUGGCUCGGUUACUUCAACUCGACGCUCAACCCGAUCAUCUACACCAUCUUCAGUCCGGAGUUUCGGCACGCAUUCAAGCGCAUCCUUUGCGGGCGAAGGUACAGCUUGCGGCGGACGCGGAACCUCGGCGUGCGGCACAUGCGAUAG